AUGCAAGCUGGAGAAAAGAAAGUUGAGCUCACAGAGAGAAGAGAUGACUCACAGUCACCCAGCAAGCAUGUCCAAAAUGUCCGCGGGCUACGGACUCCCACUGAAGUCACCAUAGAAACAUACAAGCCAGAUAAACAAAAAGGAGAUGUAGAAGAGACAGAGCUGGACUUGGAGGUGAGACUUGCCAACAUUUCUGUCACCCACCAGUCCGAUGUGGGGGAGGGUGAGCGACCCAGCAGCACUCGUCCCAAAACUCCAACAGGCAUCCCGUUUACAUCAGGCAACCCUUGUGUGGAGGUCACUAAAGGGAUCAUGCACCUCUUCAAGUCAAGUGAGCUGACCCCGUGUGAUGAUGAGAUCCCGCGGAGUGAGAUGAUCUGUAUCCUGAACACGCCCUGCUCCAUGCUGUCCUGUGACCUGCUCAAGUUCAUGUCCCCCGUCAGAGACAGGGUGGAGUACAUGCGCAUCAUCCGGGGCUCACAACCCAACCACUACAUGGUGCUGCUCAAGUUCCACAGCCAGGAGUAUGCUGACGAGUUUUAUAAGAACUACAAUGGGAUGAACUACAGUAGUCUGGAGGAGUCAGUGUGCCACCUGGUGUAUGUCGCAAGAGUGGAGGCCAUGAAAGCUGAACAGGGUGGGUAUAUGCCAGAAGCAGGGAUGACAGAACUACCUAUCUGCCACAUCUGCUUGGAGAGAAUGGAUGAGUCUGUAGAUGGGAUCCUGACUGUCCUAUGUAAUCACUCCUUCCACAUGCCCUGUCUAGAACAGUGGGAGGACACAACGUGUCCAGUGUGCAGAUAUGUCCAGUGCCCAGAGCCAGUGGCUGAUAACAAAUGUUUCCAGUGUGACAGCAUUGAGAGCCUGUGGAUCUGCCUGGUGUGCGGCCAUGUUGGGUGUGGUCGUUACCAGAAGGCUCAUGCCUACGAACAUUUCAAGGAGUCUCAGCACACCUUCUCUAUGCAGCUGGGAAACCAGAGGGUCUGGGACUAUGCAGGAGAUAACUGGGUCCACAGAAUUGUGCAGAGCAAGGGGGAUGGUAAACUGGUAGAGUGGGACUGUCCUGGCUUCAACAACGGAGAAACAGAUGAGAAACUAGACUCCAUGCAACUGGAGUACACCUACCUGCUGACCAAUCAGCUGGAUAAUCAGAGGAGAUACUGGGAAGACAAGAUCGCACGGGUGGAACAGAACGCCAUCGAAGAGACUUCUGCCAUGGAGGCUCGGUUUAAGAAGACCCUGGAGAAGUGUGAGGAAUUGGAACAGAAACUGUCAGACGCACAGAAGGAGAGGCAGGGGCAGGAUAAGAGAUGUCAACAGUUGUUGGGCAAAGUACUAAAGCUGUCCAAGGAUCUGAAAGAAGAAAAAGAGUUGAACACAUGUUUAUCACAGAACCAGCAACAGUGGCAAACCAGAUAUGACCAGCUGGAAGCCAAGAUGACGACAGAGAUGGAGACCAAAUCCAAGGAAGUGAAUGAGUUGAAGGAACAGGUCCGAGACCUGAUGUUCUUUCUGGAGGCCAAACAGACCAUAAGCGAGGUGCCUGAAGACCAGCGGCAGGAGAUCGCAGAGGGGCAGAUCGUGAUGGGAGCAACAGCGGCGCCCCCUGGUGCGGGGAGGGGGCAUCGCGCUCGGCGAGGGAAAAAGAGAUAGUACAUACAUGUAUCUCUUCACAGAAAAUAAAGCUUACUGCGUGCUGGUCCGUUGGCUUGUUGUGGUCAUGAUGGCACUCUGCUGCUUGGCAUACUACUUUCCAGCCAUGCCUGUCAAACGCAACUGCCUGGGCCUCAGUAAUGGUCAAGGAUUGCUGCAUUCAAAUCAUGCAUUUUAAGCCAUGUAAAUCUGAAUGUCUUGGAGUUGGCAGGACCAUGACUGAACACUGCUGAUGGCUUUCAGAUGCCACGUUUCAUUAGAGGAGCCUAGAAUGUCUAACCUGCCUAUGAAAUUUAAACAGAUGCCUUUAGAGACAAUUCUUCACAUGCCUAUGCUGUCUCAACUUUAGCAAAACUGUUGCUACGUGUACAUAAACUAUUUAUUGUUAACAGAUUAUCUACUCCAAAGUAACGACCAUGAUACGGGGAAUGCAUUUGGGAUUUUAAGGGUGCAAUAUACUAUUAAGUAAUAAUAGUGAAGAAGCAGAUUGUUUUGUAUGAUAGCUGCAAGCUUUAGGGUCCUCCUGCACUUUUUUACUGCACUGCAUAACAAGAAAUGAAGAUUCUGCAUUAUAUGAAUAAGACUGAAACCGCAUUUCUUCUUUAGUCAGAAACAAGUUUUCACCAAUCUUCCACACAUGUAUAUUUGUGUUGAACUCAAAUUUACAGAACAAUACAACAGAAUAAAGCUGCUUAAAAGAU
Molecule: messenger RNA, 2354 nt
Organism: Branchiostoma belcheri (Belcher's lancelet)
Lineage: Eukaryota; Metazoa; Chordata; Leptocardii; Amphioxiformes; Branchiostomatidae
Product: BRCA1-associated protein-like
Biological process (GO): Ras protein signal transduction; protein ubiquitination
Cellular component (GO): cytoplasm
Molecular function (GO): ubiquitin protein ligase activity; zinc ion binding
Source: RefSeq, a predicted model, not a curated record